Penicillium cinerascens is the source of this 4095-nucleotide messenger RNA. Its product is annotated as putative xanthine dehydrogenase HxA. Gene Ontology annotation, molecular function: xanthine dehydrogenase activity; 2 iron, 2 sulfur cluster binding; FAD binding. The transcript is spliced from 4 exons. NCBI's taxonomy places the organism in Eukaryota, Fungi, Ascomycota, Eurotiomycetes, Eurotiales, Aspergillaceae. The record is from RefSeq and is a predicted model, not a curated record. The coding region runs from base 1 to 4095 and encodes 1364 amino acids.
AUGGCGCCUGGUAUUGCGGACACGGACUCUGGUUCUGGUUCGGGGGAGGAGAACGAUAGACUGGCGACCAGUCUGCCCCAACUGACGGAGAAGUGGGAUGACACAAUCCGCUUCUAUCUCAACGGCACCAAAGUCGCUCUCGACACCGUCAACCCGGAAGUGACGCUCCUGGAGUAUCUGCGCGGUAUCGGCCUGACUGGAACCAAGCUUGGAUGUGCGGAAGGAGGCUGCGGUGCUUGCACUGUGGUGGUUUCGCAUCUGAAUCAGACCACCAAGAAGAUUUACCAUUCCUCCGUCAACGCAUGUCUCGCCCCGUUGGUCAGCGUCGAUGGCAAGCAUGUCAUUACGGUCGAGGGCAUCGGAGAUGUGAAGAAUCCCCACGCCGUCCAGCAGCGGAUUGCGGUCGGCAACGGCAGCCAGUGUGGUUUCUGCACUCCCGGCAUUGUUAUGAGUCUAUACGCUUUAAUUCGCAACGAUCCUAACCCGUCCGAACAAGCAGUUGAAGAAGCUUUCGAUGGCAACCUGUGUCGCUGCACCGGGUACCGACCUAUCUUGGACGCCGCCCAAAGCUUUAAUUCCCGCAACAACUGCGGCAUGGCCAAAUCAAACGGUGGUUCAGGUUGCUGCAUGGACAAGAAUGGCGGCGGUGGUUGCUGCAAGGGUUCUGCGGCGGGCGAUGAAGAUAAGGACGCCAUUGAGCCGAAAUUCCCCGUGCCUGAUUUCAAGAAAUGGAGCCCGGAUACAGAAUUAAUCUUCCCUGCAGCUUUGAGGAAGCACGAUUUCAAACCCCUGGUUCUCGGGAACAAGAGGAAGAAGUGGUAUCGACCAGUUACCGUGGAGCAGCUUCUUCAAAUCAAGAACAUCCACCCCGAGGCCAAGUUGAUCGGUGGAAGUACGGAGACACAGAUCGAAAUUAAGUUCAAGGCGAUGCGCUAUGAAGCGUCGGUCUACCUGGGCGACAUUCCCGAGUUGAGACAGUUCACCUUCCACGACGACCAUCUGGAAAUUGGAGCCAAUGUUUCCUUGACAGAUCUGGAGGCCAUCUGCGAACAGGCCGUUGAGAGAUACGGAGCGGCGCGAGCACAACCAUUCAAGGCUAUCAAGAAGCAGCUGCACUACUUUGCUGGACGUCAGAUCCGAAAUGUCGCGUCGCCAGCAGGUAACUUGGCCACUGCCUCUCCAAUUUCCGACUUGAACCCAGUCCUUGUGGCAACGAACACCGUUCUCAUCGCCAAGUCACUCAACGGCGAGAAGGAAAUUCCCAUGACCGAGUUCUUCCAGGGCUACCGUAAAACAGCCCUGGCUCCAGAUGCUAUCAUUGCCAGUCUCCGCAUUCCGGCUGCACAGGAGAAGGGUGAAUACACGCGGUCUUACAAGCAGGCCAAGAGAAAGGAUGACGAUAUUGCUAUUGUCACCUCUUGCUUCCGCGUCUCACUGUCGGAGACCAACGAAGUGACCAGUGUUAACCUCGUGUUCGGUGGUAUGGCGCCAAUGACGGUUUCUGCGAAGAAUGCCGAAGCCUUCCUGGUUGGUAAAAACAUCACCGACCCUGCAACUUUGGAGGGUGUCAUGGCCGGAUUGGAGAAGGAUUUUAACCUUCCAUUUGGCGUCCCUGGUGGCAUGGCGACUUAUAGAAAAUCCUUGUCAAUGGGCUUCUUCUAUCGCUUCUACCAUGACGUUCUCUCCAACCUCGAAGUCAAGCCCGAAGGUUUGGACGUUGAUGGGAUCGCUGAAAUUGAAAGAGAUAUCUCCACGGGAGAGAAGGAUCACGAAGCCUCUGUUGCUUAUCAACAGAAGAUACUCGGCAAGGCAUCCCCUCAUGUCGCGGCUCUGAAGCAAUCCACAGGCCAGGCUCAGUACACCGACGACAUUCCUGUGCAACAGAACGAGCUCUUUGCCUGUAUGGUUCUUUCUACCAAGGCUCAUGCCAAGAUCAUCAGCGUCGAUCCAUCAAAGGCGUUGGAUAUUCCCGGCGUUGUGGACUACGUCGAUCACAAAGAUCUACCCAAUCCCAAAGCCAACUGGUGGGGAGCACCGGUCGCUGAUGAGCUCUUCUUCGCCGUGGAUAAAGUGACCACCGCUGGUCAGCCAAUCGGUGUAAUCCUCGCGAACUCUGCGAAGGUUGCCGAAGAGGGCAUGAGAGCCGUCAAGGUCGAGUAUGAAGAUCUGCCCGCCAUCCUCAGUAUUGAAGAGGCCAUCGAGGCCGAGUCAUUCUAUAAUCACAGCCCCUUCAUCAAGAAUGGCGAUGUCGAUGAGGCCUUCAAACAGGCCGAUCACGUCUUCGAGGGUGUCGCGCGCAUGGGUGGUCAAGAGCAUUUCUAUCUCGAGACCCAGGCUUGCCUUGCCAUUCCCAAACCGGAGGAUGGUGAAAUGGAAAUUUGGAGUGGCACACAAAACCCCACUGAGACCCAAACGUUUAUCGCCCAGGUGACUGGAGUCGCUGCAAACAAGAUUGUAUCUCGUGUAAAGAGACUAGGUGGUGGUUUUGGUGGCAAGGAGUCACGCUCUAUCCAGCUGGCUGGAAUUUGUGCCAUUGCCGCAAACAAGACCAGACGACCGGUCCGGAGCAUGCUGAAUCGCGAUGAGGAUAUUCUGACCUCGGGUCAGCGUCACCCAUUCAUGUGCAAGUGGAAGGUCGGAGUCACCAAAGAAGGCAAACUUCUGGCCCUUGAUGCCGAUAUCUUCGCCAACGGAGGCCAUACCCAAGACCUGUCUGGCGCCGUUCUGGAGCGAAGCUUGUCCCACAGUGACGGCGUGUACAAGAUUCCGAAUGUCUUUGUCCGCGGAAAGAUCUGUAAGACAAACACCGUCUCGAACACUGCCUUCCGUGGAUUCGGUGGCCCGCAGGGUCUAUUCUUCGCCGAGUGUUACAUUUCCGAGAUUGCGGACCAUCUAAACCUCAAUCCUGAGCAUGUUCGUGAGAUCAACAUGUACAAGCCUCUGGAAACCACACACUUCAACCAGCCCUUGACGGAUUGGCACGUGCCGUUGAUGUACAAGCAAGUCAAAGAGGAAAGCAAUUUCGUCGAGCGACGCAAGGCUGUGGAAGAAUACAACGCGACUCAUAAAUGGUCGAAGCGUGGGAUGGCUCUGGUGCCAACCAAAUUCGGUAUCUCUUUCACUGCCCUCUUUUUGAACCAAGCCGGUGCUUUGGUGCACAUCUACCAUGAUGGCAGUGUCCUUGUCGCCCACGGUGGUGUUGAGAUGGGACAAGGCUUGCACACCAAGAUGACAAUGAUUGCCGCCGAGGCCCUCCAAGUACCUCACGAGAGCGUGUUCAUCGCCGAGACAGCGACCAAUACUGUGAUCAAUACAUCCGCCACAGCAGCAUCAGCAAGUUCCGAUCUCAACGGCUACGCCAUUUUCAACGCGUGCGAGCAGAUCAACGAGCGUCUGCGCCCUUACCGCGAGAAGUUCGGUCCCGACGCUACCAUGAAGCAAAUUGCACACGCAGCCUAUUUCGACCGUGUCAACCUCUCAGCCCAGGGAUACUACCGUACCCCCGAUAUUGGCUAUAAGUGGGGUGAAAACACCGGGCAGAUGUUCUUCUAUUUCACGCAAGGUGUGACGGCCGCCGAAGUCCAGAUCGACACCUUGACAGGAGACUGGACCGUUCUGCGCGCCGACAUCAAGAUGGACGUCGGCCGCACCAUCAAUCCAGCAAUCGACUACGGUCAAAUCGAAGGCGCCUACGUCCAGGGCCAAGGUCUCUUCACCACGGAGGAGAGUCUUUGGCACCGCGCCUCGGGCCAGAUCUUCACCCGCGGCCCGGGUAACUACAAGAUCCCCGGUUUCCGCGACAUUCCUCAGAUCUUCAACGUGAGUUUGCUGAAAGAUGUCGAGUGGGAGAAUCUGCGCACUAUUCAGCGCUCCCGCGGUAUUGGUGAGCCGCCGCUAUUCAUGGGUAGUGCGGCUUUCUUCGCUAUCCGCGAUGCCUUGAGCGCCGCGCGGAAGCAGUGGGGCGUCACGGACGUCCUGAGCUUGGUUAGCCCUGCUACACCUGAACGUAUUCGGGUUAGCUGUGCUGAUCCGAUUGUUGAACGGGCCCGAGUCACACCGAAAGAGGGCGAGAAGAGUUUCUUUGUUGCCAUUUAG